CACACCUGCAUAACGUCGGCCCUCGCUAUCAAGCGUUGGCAGUUGCGCGUUGUUUGUCCGGCGCGUUCUUCACCAGCGACUCCGCGGGCGAUCUGCAACUCUCGUUCGCCAUGCCACUCGCGCCGUCUGUCCAAUUGUCGCGCCGCCGCAGCAGCAGUCAACGCUCGGAAGGUGUCGUCUGCCUCUAGACCUUCUCCCUAUAGAUGCAGCAGGACGCAAGCAACAGGGCGGGCGCUGAGCCCGUCGCCGAGGGACUGCUUCCCGAGAAGGACAACGCCGGGGACGGCGAAGGGAACGUCGCCGCGUUCGAAUGCGCCAUCGGCAGGCUUCACGCGCCCCUCUUCCGGCGUCUGGUCACUCCCAGAUGCUUCCUGCUCCUCUUCUGCGUCCUGGGCAUCCUGCAGGGAGCCUACCGGACUUACUUCAUCGGCGUCCAGUCGACGGUGGAGCGCCGCUUCGCGAUCCCUUCCAAGGCGAUGGGCCUGGUGCUGACGGCCGAGAACGUGAGUCCCGUGCUAGCCGUCAUCGCCGGAUACUACAGCGGCGGCGAGAACUACAACCAGCCGCUAUGGCUGGUGUUCGGCAUGCUCACGGUGGUGCUGAGCUGCGGCCUCUGCGUGCUGCCGCACUUCGUUUUCGGGCCGGGCCUGCCGCUGGCGCUGUCGCGCAUCGCUCCCGGCCAGGAGACGGCCGCAGGGCUGGCGCCCGGAGCCGGCGUCGGUGCGCUGUGCGGCCAGGCUAGGGACGACGAGGACUGCCUGUCCAACAUCAACCUGGAGGGCGACGUCACCAUCUUCAUCAUGUUCAUCGCCAACCUGCUCAACGGCUUCGGCUCGGCCACUUUUUACGUGAUCGGCAUGUCGUUCAUGGACGACAACGUGAGGAGGAAGAACUCUCCGAUGUACUUCGGCACGAUGUUCGCGCUCCGUCUGUUCGGACCCUCCAUGGGUUUCUUCUUGGCAUCGUAUUGUCUCUCCCAUUACGAGAUACCUUACGUGGACCCGGGCAUCAUGAAGAGGGACCCGCGCUGGAUCGGUGCGUGGUGGCUGGGAUACGCCUUCAUCGGUGUCCUGGUCAUCGUAUUCUCAUUGCCCAUGCUGCUCUUUCCCAGGAAGUUGUGGAGGACCAGGAUGGCUGACAGCGACCAUAAGGUCAGCCUCGCCUCUGGCACUGCGGCCGUCGACGCUUUCGAGCUGAAGGAAGUUGUGAGGAGACUUCUGGGCAGUCCGCUGUUCAUCUGUCACGCUGCCGCACUCGUGUUCACCGUGAACGGGCUCAUGGGCUUCCUGCUUGCGACGCCCAAAUACAUGGAGACGCAGUACAGGCGCUCGGCGGCUACGGCCAGCCUCUUCUCAGGAUCGGCCUCUCUGGUAACCAUGCUCCUGGCCGUUCUGUUCAGCGGCGCCGUGGCGCGGAGGCUGAAGCCAGGCGCGGGAAUAGUGUCCGCCUACAUCUUGGUCGUCGACGUGCUCCUGCUCGCCUGCUUCGGCGCCUCUCUGCUGCUGGGCUGCCAGCAGCUAAACGUGGCCGGCACGGCGCUACCCAGUGGCGAGCUGAACCUGGUCAACGAAUGCAACUCCCGGUGCUCCUGUAGUACGGAUGUGUUUGAGCCCGUGUGCGGACCCGACGAGGAGACGAACUACUUCUCGCCUUGCUUCGCAGGAUGCCACAAUUUCAACAACUCAGACACCAAGCAGCUACUGGAUUGCCAGUGCCUACUGGGACCGGAAGGCACGAGCUACGCGUCGAACGCGACUGCAGGCUUCUGCUUCAACGAGUGCACCAUGUUCGUGCCCUUCGUCGCGGUGCUCGGCCUGACAAGAAUGGUCUUCGCUACGUCCAAGGCUGGCAGCGUUCUCAUCGGCAUCAGGCCCAGCUGCCUUCACCCAAGAGAGGAGAAAAUCGCCAUCGCGGUCCUGCUAACGCUGGGCUCAAUUUUCGGUUUCAUCCCGUAUCCGGUAAUCUACGGGGCCAUCAUGGACAGGUCUUGCCUCGUCUGGGAAGUAAACUGCGGCGCGCGCGGCAACUGCUGGGUCUACGACGCGGCCACAUUCCGCUACCUGCUCCACGGCGUCUCGAUGGGCUUCAUCGCGCUCGGGGCGUUCUUCAGCCUCGCCGUUUACGUGUUCGGCCGUCACUCGUGCCGUCUGCGCGCCGACCUGCAGGAAAGCGGAGACGAGGACGAGGACGUAGUCUUCAUGCGACACAUCGGACACCCCGGCAUAACGCACGCCACGUGACGGGCGCUGCACAGUCGCGCAUGCGCGUUCUCCGCCAUACUUGCCCUUCGUAGCGAGCUUUUCUGGCUCCAUGUGACGAACUAGAAGUGGCCCUGCACGCCCCCAGUGUGGGCGUAUAGAUAGCUUGCACCUUGCUUCUCACUUUGCUGGUCCUCCAACAUGGCGGAUAGGAAGACGUCAGUGUACCAUUUUUACUGUCACCGGUAACCUGCUUCAAUGUCAAGGAGACGCGGUCGGAACGCUGCUGGCAUCUGUGCUAGAACCACGGCAGAAUCCGCAGAACCACCGCGCGACAACGUAACGGACGCAGCUUCUCACCGCGUGCUCCAACAUGGCGGCUAGGAUGACGUCAGUGCAAGCCAUCCAUAGGGCUCUCGCAAGUGACAUCGCAAGCAUGAGGAUUGGUAACGCGAUCGAAAAGUUCUUGUAGCGCAUUGCUGCGUGCUAUCUUGCUUUUAACGCGAGCGGCAACUCCUCGUCGAUGAUUAGCACUCGUUUUGAGCGAGGUCUCGGGCUAUUCCAAUGCUACAGGCCAAGGAAAUCUCUGUGAAGGAAGCGCCUAUUUUGGCGAUAAUUAACUAUGGUUGAUGCAUCCUUCUGUGGCCGCGAUGUCAUGGCAAAUUCUUUACCGAUAGCCGCAAAACUCAAGCGUCUAACUGUAGCUGCAGUAGAAAUGUGAAGGCACACUUUUCCAAAUUCUCUAACAAGGCAUUUCCUGUGCCUAAUACUCUCACACCGAAACAACGCAGAGCUCAUUUGUCUUCGGUACGUGGCUUCUCUGAGAAGCGACAGAACAAACUAUAUGUAGACGAAUAUUGAUGUCCGAUACCAUUAAACGUUUUUAUACAUGAGAAUACAUUGCCACUGGAUAAUUUUAUGCAGUGGUUUGUUAUCGGCAUAUUGUUCAUGAAAACCAGAAGUACCUGGACAAACGAAGUAGUGGUUAUUCGUGCUAAUCCUUUGCCGCCCUGUUCUACCUCUUGCGUUGACUAGAAAUAGCCACGGUUGCCUCAGCCGAGACUGCCCGCGUAAGGACGCAUCUUGUUCUUCGGGCGAGAAGCGACAACGAGCAUUGCUAAGUUAUACUAAAAUAAAAUACAUCCGUUAAGUAUUUCGA
Dermacentor andersoni is the source of this 3357-nucleotide messenger RNA. RefSeq names its product solute carrier organic anion transporter family member 74D-like. Gene Ontology annotation, biological process: transmembrane transport; sodium-independent organic anion transport. The record is from RefSeq and is a predicted model, not a curated record. NCBI's taxonomy places the organism in Eukaryota, Metazoa, Arthropoda, Arachnida, Ixodida, Ixodidae. Gene Ontology annotation, cellular component: basolateral plasma membrane. Gene Ontology annotation, molecular function: protein binding.